AAACAGGAACACACGGGGCGGCUUGUAACCAGAAAUCACGGCUGUUAUCCAGCCCAGCAGCAGGAGAGGAGCAGGGCAGGAAAAUCCUCCAGGACAGCAGCGGGGAUCCGUCACUUCUAAGGCCGGGACUGGAGCUCCGACUGCCGGGUGAGAGAGACGCUCACUGGCGGAGCAACACGAAGCAGGGAGGCGGACUGAGAGAUGGAAGAGACCCCCGUGUGAAAAGCUCAGCUAAGUUAAACUAAUCCAAGUGAGGAAACUUCCAGAACGAUGGCUCAGACGCUGCUCAAUCUGUCCCCCAACGGGCGCAUCGUGGCCGGCCUGCUGGCCAACCUGCUCUCCUCCAUCUGCAUCGUCUUCAUCAACAAAUGGAUCUACGUCCACUACGGCUUCCCCAACAUGACCCUGACCCUGGUCCACUUUGUGGUCACCUGGCUGGGACUCUACAUCUGCCAGAAAAUGGACAUUUUUGCUCCAAAGAGCCUCCCGGUGCGCAGGAUCGUGUGGCUGGCUCUGAGCUUCUGUGGCUUCGUGGCCUUCACCAACCUUUCCCUGCAGAACAACUCCAUAGGAACGUACCAGCUGGCUAAAGCCAUGACCACGCCCGUCAUCAUCCUCAUCCAGACCACCUACUACAAGAAGACCUUCUCCACCAAGAUCAAGCUGACACUGGUGCCCAUCACAUUAGGGGUGAUACUGAACUCGUACUUUGACGUGCGGUUCAACCUGCUGGGGACGGUGUUCGCUUCUCUGGGAGUUCUGGUCACGUCACUUUACCAAGUGUGGGUGGGAGCUAAACAACAUGAGCUGCAGGUGAACUCCAUGCAGCUUCUCUACUAUCAGGCUCCUCUGUCAUCAGGCUUCCUGCUCUGCGUUGUUCCGAUCUUCGAGCCGCUGACUGGAGACGGAGGAAUAUUUGGACCCUGGUCUCUGCCUGCUCUGUUGACGGUGUUCUUCUCAGGUGUGGUGGCGUUCCUGGUCAACCUGUCCAUCUACUGGAUCAUUGGAAACACCUCGGCUGUCACCUACAACAUGUUUGGUCAUUUUAAAUUCUGCAUCACUCUGAUUGGAGGAUACCUGCUCUUCCAUGACCCGCUGUCUCUCAACCAGGCUCUGGGCAUCCUCUGCACUCUGGCAGGAAUCCUGUCUUACACUCACUUUAAGCUCGCCGAACAGGAGGAGGGGAAGAGCCGCCUGGCUCAGAGACCAUAGGCCGACUUACCUGUCAAUCAAACUGCACAGACCCCUGCCGUUGGCCGCCGGCAGCAGAGACCUCUUUAUAUAUAUAUUUUAAAUUUUAUUAUGACUAUUUUUUUAGAAGAUUGUCAUUGUGGUUCCCCGACAUAUCAACGCAUCCUUCUCGUGGUUCUUUCACUUCAACGACGCGGAUGUUUACGUUUUUUAAAUGGAAAUGAAAGCUCAUCGCACCGGCAGCUGGGAAAUGAAAAGCUUUGAAACUUAAAAUCGCACAAUCUUUGUUUUCAUCCAAAGCAAAAGAGCAUGCACGGCAACAGCUUAUACACAGACGGAUGCAGGAGGUCACGUUCAACUACAUUUCUUCCCAGAAUUCGCUGCUGUUUGUGGCAAGCUGUUGGAUCGGAUAACCUUCAUAAACACUCUGUAACCAAUCAGGAGGAGACUUAGGCUUUAUAAUCAGGCGGCUUCGCUAAAUAAAGGGAACACGCCGGACUAAAGCACCAAAUUUUUUCCACAUGCUCUCUUUCACUGAAGGUUUCAAUUUUUGGUAGCAGCCAUAUAAAGUCUAUGAGAACCAAUAUAUCUUCCAAGCCACUUAAAAGGUCAAUCUUGGUGUCAAAAUCUACAUUUUCUGGGUCAAAAAAUCAUUUAAAGCUAUUGAGAAUAUCACUAGAUGAUUAUUUGAUCAAAUAGAUAUGUUCAUUUUCACCCAGACUGGUAGGCAACUUGCUUCAAGUGCUGCAGCAGGGAAACCUGAGUGGAAAGUGUUUGGAAUCUCUGUUCACGGGAGAGUGCGUAUUAGCUGCCAUGUACACUGCUCACAAAAAUCAAGUGAAAGCUUUCAUCUCAUGUCAGAUCUUGUAUGUACAUUUUUCCCAAUCUAGUGAUAUUCUCAAUAGCUUUAUACGAUUUUUUUGACCCAGAAAAUGUAGAUUUUGACACCAAGAUUGACCUUCUAAGUGGCUUGGAAGAUAUAUUGGUUCUCAUAGACUUUAUAUGGCUGCCAUCUCCGAUCCACAAUCUUGAUGAAGUGGCUCCUACCCAAAAUUAAAACCUAUACUGAUAGAGAGCACGUGGAAAAUAUGUGGUGCUUUUGUCCGGUGUGUCCCCGUUCUUCUUAAAUCUGGUCCUAAGCCGCCCGACUAAAUGUCUCCACAGAGUUAAAGGACUCUUUGAGCAAAGCACCAAACCUUCAUCUGCUGCUUGAGGCAAAACGCAGCCGUGAAAACAAUAUAAUAAUUACGAAAAUGCUCAUUUUUCCUGCUUGCAGAAACAAAUGGCAGCUCAACACAAAACACGGUACAUCACCUUCUGUCUGUUUCUGCUUAUUCACACUCGACGAAACCAACUAUAGUGGUGGAAAGAACCUGCAUUAAUGAGUCAUGUUGGAUUUGUUUGAAGCAUUUUGUCUGUAUCUGCUGUUAACAGAGCACUUAAAGUUCUCGAAAAAGCACCGCAACAGUUUUUAAUCGUUACACAUUUCAUCCUGGAUGGUUUUUAAGGUUUACAGAAAUCUUUCCUGGCUUUAAUCCCUGUAAACAGUCCAGUCUGGUGUCAUCUAUAUAAGGGAUUUGUUGUUAAAUGAAAAUGUUUUUACUUUACAGUUUAUAAUUUUUAAAGACUUUUUGGCUGUAUCACACCACGGCCACUUUCAAAGAGAAAAAAAGGAGCUUUUUGUUUAAAUCUGUUCAAUCAUUUCAUAAGCUUUGACUUUGACUGAGAAACUCAAUCAAACAGUAUUUACACAUGUUCACACUUUUGAGCCUAGUAACAAAAUACAUUUCUGAUGAUUAUUUAUGACUCGGUGACACUAAUCAGCUGGGAACAUAGUAGCGCUAGUUGGGUUUUUAUUUCUGUAUUAUUGUGUUUUCUCCACCGGACAUUUUCUUCUUUGGGGUUUUACAUGAUUUCAUUCAAUAAAGAGAUAUUUAAAAUGUAAAAAAAAAAGCUUAUUUGUUUAGUCAUACUAUGUGUUUUAUCCCUCGUCUCCAGUCUCUGAAAUGUCUAAACAUUCCUCUUUUAUCCACCAGUGAAAGAAAAAAAAUGUGAAAAUUGCCUUGUCAUGAGGACAAAAGAAUUAUAGUCAUUAUAAUGUGAAGAUUCUC
Molecule: messenger RNA, 3302 nt
Organism: Centropristis striata (black sea bass)
Lineage: Eukaryota; Metazoa; Chordata; Actinopteri; Perciformes; Serranidae
Gene: slc35e3
Product: solute carrier family 35 member E3
Exons: 8
Coding region: 271-1212 (313 amino acids)
Cellular component (GO): Golgi apparatus
Molecular function (GO): antiporter activity; nucleotide-sugar transmembrane transporter activity
Source: RefSeq, a predicted model, not a curated record